Messenger RNA from Diceros bicornis minor, 514 nucleotides. RefSeq names its product small integral membrane protein 10-like protein 2A. The record is from RefSeq and is a predicted model, not a curated record. Bases 96 to 332 code for a protein of 78 amino acids. Lineage: Eukaryota; Metazoa; Chordata; Mammalia; Perissodactyla; Rhinocerotidae. The transcript has a single exon.
CGAGCGCGGGUCGGUGCAGGCCUCGCGUCCGCCUGCCCAGCCGCCCGCCGGCUCGCGCUGCGGUGGGUCGGCGGGGCCUGCGCGGGCCCGGGCCCAUGGCGGCGUCGGUGGCUGUGACCGCGGCGGCGGCGGCGGCGGCCCUGUCGGGCCUGGCGGUGCGGCUGUCGCGCUCGGUGGCGGCCCGCGGCUCCUACGGCGCCUUCUGCAAGGGGCUCACGCGCACGCUGCUCACCUUCUUCGACCUGGCCUGGCGGCUGCGCAUGAACUUCCCCUACUUCUACGUCGUGGCCUCCGUGAUGCUCAACGUCCGCCUGCAGGUGCGGAUCGAGUGAGCGCCCGCGGCCACAGCGGCCCGGUCCGAGGGUCCCGCGCCCGCCCCCCGGGCAGGGGCGCCGGCAUGAAGGACGGCGGGGCCGCCCGGGGCCGCCGGGACGCGGCGGAGGGAGGAGGCGGGGCGGCCACGGCCCCUGGGCCCUAGACCUGCGCGGGAGGACGCCGGCCUCCGAGCCGCCGG